AAUAUUUGGAGUUGAUAUAAUUAAAAAUUUAACGAAAAUGGGUUUUUGUAAAAAGUUUUGGGUGUUGGCGUUUUUGUUAGUCUGCAUUAAUAUGAAGUUCUCAAACGCAGACAAAACAAUGAAUACAGUAAUUAUGCAAUGCAUCAAAGAAAAAAAUGUUAAUGUGAAAGAAUUAGGAGAAAUAAUCACUAACAACAAACCAGACAAGUACUGUUUCCAUGGUUGUGUCUUCCAGAAAUUGGGAUAUUUCGUGGAUGGUAAAUUGAGCUUCGAUGCAAUGAUCGCCGGUUUCAAUGCUCAACAAAAACCUGAUUCCAACCCAAAUCCACAAUUGGAAGACAUUUUGGCGAAUUGUAUAAAAGAUGUUAUGACGGACGAGAAGAAUGACGAUGCCUGCAUUAUUGCUGAAAGAACUAUGCAUUGUGUUGUCGAUCAUGACAAACAGAAAAAUACAUAAAUAAAUUAAAUAUUUUCAUUAUUGUAUUAUCGAAUACAUCGAGAGCAGAUUAAUAAAUUUAUUGAAUU
Ctenocephalides felis (cat flea) is the source of this 525-nucleotide messenger RNA. RefSeq lists its product as uncharacterized. The coding region runs from base 38 to 457 and encodes 139 amino acids. The transcript has 4 exons. The record is from RefSeq and is a predicted model, not a curated record. NCBI's taxonomy places the organism in Eukaryota, Metazoa, Arthropoda, Insecta, Siphonaptera, Pulicidae. Gene Ontology annotation, molecular function: odorant binding.